Saxophila tyrrhenica is the source of this 1911-nucleotide messenger RNA. RefSeq lists its product as uncharacterized. The transcript has a single exon. The record is from RefSeq and is a predicted model, not a curated record. Bases 1 to 1911 code for a protein of 636 amino acids. NCBI's taxonomy places the organism in Eukaryota, Fungi, Ascomycota, Dothideomycetes, Mycosphaerellales, Extremaceae.
AUGCCGAAGAACCAAGUACCGCCACCGGAAGACUUCCUUACGGGUCCGUUCGACGACGCCAUCAUGGCCCCGUUGCCCGAUAUGCAGUGGGACGACGACAGCGACAUGAUGCAGUUCGACAAUCCGCCGAAGAAGAACAAGAAUUCUGGCGGCAAGAACAACAACAAGAAUGGCGAUUCGAACUACAAUUCGUAUCGGAAGCCGGUCGCUGUCAGGUAUGAGGCUUACCUUCUGUCGAGAGGAAGGCCGGAAGGGCUACCUGAAGGAAAGCUGGGAGGGAAGUCCAGAGGCGCUGGCGGGAGACACGAUCUAAGCAAGAUUUCAAGUUGGUCCACUUACAAAAAAGACUCGUUGUUUCUUUCAGAGGAGGCCAUUAUGAAAAUGGCCUCGGAUCACCAGCAGAGGACUAAGGGCAACCCAUCCUCUCAGCUGUUGUCGCUAUCAAACAGUCAACGAGCGGCCGUCACUCGCCUGUGCGAAGAACGGAGAAGCGAGGAGCUGGACCGCAAUGCUACAUGGAUCUAUCACGACAUCGACCGUAAAUGGGGCAAGGGUACACUGUUUAGCCCUCCAGAAGUCGUAGGCCUGCAAGUCAUUCUCAAACGGACAGAUUUCGAUGGCCGAAAGGCUCUCGCGACGACCACCACAACAACGACCACGACCAAGACAAUGAAGAACGGUAAGGACAGGUCGAACAACGAACAGCAGUACUAUCAGGACGACUUCGAUGAUAUCGUUGAAGUAUACGAUGUUCCCAACAAGAACAAGAACAAUUCCAAUGGUAAGAACAAGGGUGGCACGAAGAAGCAGAAGAAGCAGGACCAGCAGCGCGAGUUGGUCGAUCCAAUCUUCGGACUGGGCAUGGAUCUUGAUGAUAUCGAGCCAUUGCCACAGAACCACAACAACCACCACCACCUGAACCAGCAGCAGUUCAACGACUACCCGCAGGUUUUCGAUCAGCAACAAGACUUCAGAAACCAGCAGAUGCCUCCACCGAUCCAUCCCAGCCAGAUGCAGCCGCCGAUCAUGCAGCAGCCGUUCCAAGCCAGUCCUCGACAGCCCACGCACGACAUCAACGGCAACCCUUUCACGCCGUUGCCGAACGUACACAUGCCGGUGAACAUUGACUCUCCCUUCAUGCCCGGUCAGGAAUGGAUACACCCUCAACACAACCACCACCAGCGCCACCACUCGGCCGGCGCCCGCGCACACAGCCAGGAGCGACCGAAAUCGGCGCGCCGCGUGAGCGAGCGGCAGAUGGAGAAGAUUGUCGACAAACUGGGGGACAAGUUCGAAGACAAAUUCGAGGAGCUAGCCGCGAGACUGGAAAGCGCCCAGCUGCGCGACGACGACUCCAGCGAAAGUCAAUAUGACGGUCGCUCCGGCUGGUCUCGUGGCGCUUCGCCUUCUCGCUCCUACACACCGCCUUCGGAGUACCACAGCCAUUUCUCCGACCGGCGCCAGCGUCCCAGCCUCGAGCGCCGCAAGAGCAGCGGAGCACGACCCAAGUACCGCUCCAAGGCCUUCCAAGAUGCGGACAUCGAGCCGGCGUACACGCACCAGCGCAUCGACGACCGCGACCGCGACCGCGAUCGCCGACCACCACGACGUCAAAUCCAGCGUUCCAUCACGUACCAUCCAGGCCAUCCCGAUGACUAUCCCCCCAGCCGAGCCGUGGAGUACGUUCCCGUCCGGGCACCAGAGGCUCCGCUCCGUCGACGCUUGACGGAGCGUGGGGAUGAGUAUGAUUUCCAGGAGCGAGAUCGUCUUCGGGACUACGACAGGCGAGACAGGGAGCGCGACUACGACCGACGGGACAGAGAGCGGGAGUUUGUGCCGGAGUAUCGACGACGGGAUGUCGGGUAUGAGCAGCAUAGUCGGUAUAGGGGAGGCGGAGGGUACUUUGAUUGA